AUGCCUUCCCGAGCUGCACUUAUUUGCCUGCUGGUCCUGGCCUUUGUGGUUCUCCUGUGCACUGCCCAUCCCAAGGAGGAGGAAGCGAUAGAGAAUGAUCUACUGGAAAGUGCUCUCUCUGCAGCUGACAUACCGGAGACACCUGCGGAGAUGAAUGCAGAGAGCAUAGAGGUUAUAAGGCCUGCUGGAUUCUUUAGGCGACCUCCACGAUUCAUAAACAUGAUGCAUAACUUUCUUCUGAUACUGUGUCAGCAACAGUCCAUUUGA
This is a messenger RNA of Dibothriocephalus latus, 267 nucleotides long. The record is from the annotation of a GenBank genome assembly. NCBI's taxonomy places the organism in Eukaryota, Metazoa, Platyhelminthes, Cestoda, Diphyllobothriidea, Diphyllobothriidae.